GUUGCUGCUGCUGCUUACGUGUCUCCUACGUACGUGACGCCGCACCACCUCCCUUCUCUCUCUCCUCCCUUCGUGCGGUGGACAGGCUCCUUCUCGGCUAGUACUGCAACACACUGAGAUAAUGGCUGUACCUCCCACCUAUGCUGACCUUGGAAAGUCUGCCAGGGAUGUUUUUACCAAAGGAUAUGGCUUCGGGCUCAUCAAGCUGGACUUGAAAACAAAGUCUGAGAAUGGACUGGAGUUCACCAGCACUGGCUCUGCCAACACCGAGACCAGCAAGGUAGCUGGAUCUUUGGAAACCAAAUACAAGUGGGCAGAGCACGGACUGACCUUCACAGAGAAGUGGAACACGGACAACACUCUGGGGACUGAGAUCACCAUCGAGGAUCAGUUGGCUAAGGGUCUGAAACUUACAUUGGAUUCCUCCUUCUCGCCAAACACCGGCAAAAAGGGCGGAAAGCUCAAGACGGGCUACAAGUGCGAACACAUCAAUGUUGGCUGUGACGUUAACUACGACAUCAACGGCACAGCCAUCCACGGCGCAGCAGUGGUGGGCUACGAGGGCUGGUUGGCUGGCUACCAGAUGACCUUUGAGGCUGGCAGGAACAGGAUUACCCAGAGCAACUUCGCAGUUGGAUACAAGACUGAUGAGUUCCAGCUCCACACGAAUGUAAACGAUGGUACCGAGUUUGGUGGUUCCAUCUACCAGAAGGUGAAUGACAAGCUGGAGACGGCCGUCAACCUGGCCUGGACUGCUGGAAACAGCAAUACCCGCUUUGGCAUCGCUGCCAAGUAUCAGAUUGAUCCCGACGCAUCCUUCUCUGCUAAGGUGAAUAACUCCAGCCUUGUGGGCCUGGGCUACACUCAGACUCUGAAGCCAGGUAUCAAGCUGACACUUUCUGCUCUCCUUGAUGGCAAAAACAUCAACGCUGGCGGUCACAAGCUUGGUCUUGGUCUUGAAUUCCAGGCAUAGAAGGAUGGGGGG
Molecule: messenger RNA, 985 nt
Organism: Haplochromis burtoni (Burton's mouthbrooder)
Lineage: Eukaryota; Metazoa; Chordata; Actinopteri; Cichliformes; Cichlidae
Gene: vdac1
Product: voltage-dependent anion channel 1
Exons: 9
Coding region: 122-973 (283 amino acids)
Biological process (GO): monoatomic anion transmembrane transport
Cellular component (GO): mitochondrial outer membrane
Molecular function (GO): voltage-gated monoatomic anion channel activity
Source: RefSeq, a predicted model, not a curated record